ACCGCCCAGGGCCGGGCCUCUGACCGCGCAGGCGCAGAAGCGCGCUCCCACCUCCGGGUUCAUGGAUUCCCAGUCCAGCUGCGUGGUGGUGACUGGUUUCGGGCCCUUCCGGCAGCACCUGGUGAAUUCCAGCUGGGAAGCAGUAAAGGAACUCUCCAAGCUGGGUCUGGGGAGUGACAUGGAGGUGGAGCUGAGGAUUCUUCAACUGCCAGUGGAUUACAGAGAGGUGAAGCAGAGGGUCACCAGAAUCUGGGACGAUCUUCGACCGCAACUCGUUGUGCAUGUGGGUGUGGACCCCGCCGCCAAGGCCAUCUUUCUGGAACAGUGCGGCAAGAACUGGGGCUACGUGGACGCCGACAUCCGGGGCUUCCACCCUGAGCGCGGCGUGUGCCUUCCGGAUGGCCCAGAAGUGAUCACUUCGGGAGUCAGCAUGAGGGCAGUCAGCAGGCGCGUGGUGGUCGAGGGCGUGGAGGUGGCCUUUUCCCGAGACGCAGGCAGGUAUGUCUGCGAUUACACCUACUACCUGUCUUUGCAUCAUGGAAAUGGGUGCGCGGCGCUCGUCCAUGUCCCUCCAUUAUCUCCUUCGCUUCCGGCUAGCCUGCUGGGAAAAGCCCUGCGAGUUAUCAUCCAGGAAAUGCUGGAGGAGACUGAGAAAGCCAGGUCUCAAUGCCUGGUUCAGAAACUCAGCCUUUGUGAUUCCAGACAGGGGGAACCAACUGGGAGACUGCUCCUUUAGAGAAAAUUAAAUGUUUCAGUCCUGUAUGUAGAGUUCAACUGUGCUUUGAGAGGCUUUUACAAUUUUGCUUGUAAAACAGUUUACACAGAGGAAAAAAAGUUCUGAAUUAGCCCAAUGAAAUCACAAAGGGUUAUUUUAUGGUCAGAAGAAAGAACACUGUGAAAGGCAGACAUUUCACAAGGGCUUAACUAGCUUCAGUUACGGUUUUCCGGACAAUAAAAUGAAAUGCUAGUAAUUUUUUUUCCUCUUAAAAGUCUACGCAGCAGGCCUGUGUGAUCCUGCCCAGAUUUCUGGGACCCCAGACCUGUUCUGCGAGCCCCGUGUGGUGGGAUGGCCUGCGACUGGCCGACCCGUGGGAAACGCAGGUGCAGCUGCUACUUGGGCGCCCCACUCUGGGCCUCCAAGCUUGUGCAUCCAGGUGCUGUGGGCAGCUUGUGAGCCACUGAGUCUUUAGUGUUUGGUUUCUUCUUCUUUUUUUUUUUUUUUUUUUUGCGGUACGCGGGCCCCUCACCGCUGCAGCCCCUCCCGCUGCGGAGCACAGGCUCCGGAUGCGCAGGCCCAGCGGCCAUAGCUCAAGGGCCCAGCUGCUCCGCGGCACGCGGGACCCCCCCCCCCCCACCCCGGACCGGGGCACGAACCCGCGCCCGCCGCAUCGGCAGGCGGACUCGCAACCACUGUGCCACCAGGGAAGCCCUGGUUUUUUCUUUUUUAACUUUAUUUAAAAAAUUAUUGUAAAAUACACAUAACAAAAUUUUAACCAUUUUUAAGUGUUCAGUGGCAUUAUGUACAUUCACUUGUUGUGCAACCAUCACCACCAUCCAUCUCCAGAAUUUUCUCAUCAUCCCAAACGGAAACUCUGUACCCAUUAAACAGUGUCUCCACCCUUCUCCCCCCACCCCCGGCCCUUGGCAUCUAUUAUUCUACCCUCCAUCUCUGAAUUUAACUACUCUAGGGACCUCAUGUAAAUGGAAUCCUUGUCCUUCUGUGACUGGCUUAUUUCACUGAGCAUAACGUCUUCAAGGUUCAUCCAUGUUGUGGCAUGCAUCAGAAUUUCCUUCCUUUGAGGCUGAAUAAUAUUCCAUUGUAUGUAUAGACUACAUUUUGUUUAUCCAUUCAUCUUUUGAUGGACACUGGGUUGCUUUUACCUUUUGGUUAUUGUGAAUACUACUACUAUGAACACUGGUGUGCAAAUAUCUGUUAGAAUCCUGGUGUGUGUGUGUGUGUAUGUGUGUGUAUUGCUGGAUCAUAAGGUAAUUCUAUGUUUACUUUUUUGGAGGAGCAGCUAUACUGCUUUCCAUGGCAGCUGUAUCACUUUAUAUUCCCCCAGUAGUGUUUGGUCCUAAAGCAAAGGUUAAUAGCUGGGUUUAGCUUCUCUGCCAUGGUCAGUGUUAUCCCUACCUUUUAAGAAACAGAACCUCCCCUUUUCAUCUUUCAUUUUGCCUUUAUGACACGGUUCCAAGCUGUUCACAGCAAGGUUUUACUUGUCCAGUGUUUUCUGGGGGCAAAUUUCCAUUGGGAACCCCAUUAGCAACACUGUAUUUUGGAGAAAGAGCUUGAAGGUGGCUAAGCUCUGGGAAAUUUCUUCUUAUGUUGGUAUGCUCACAGCUAUCAUUUUCCACUUAAUUCCAUUAAAAAAAAAUCAUCGUCACUUAGUACCCAGAUUUAUUCACUGUAAGAAAAAGCAGCUGCACCUUAAUAACAAAGGAACUGGGCAAAGGAACUCGCUUUACCAUUAGCCCUCCAGCACACUUGUGCAUUUGUAAUAGACUUUACAGGACCCCUUUGCAAAUGAAACUGGCUCACUUGCCAUAAAACAGAUCAAAGUCCUACUGUAGCAGAUCAAAGGCAGCAAGUGGGGUGGGAUGGUCUGGCCAACAAGCAUAGGUCCUGCUGCACGGCUGUUAAUGUGGAGAGCCUUCUGUAGUUGUAGGCAAACACCUGCUACCCAGAGCCCGGGACACCCCCUUAUUUUAGCUUCUGUCUCAGGACGGUGGCAAGCAGGCGUCCUCUGGGACCCGGCUCCAGUGUUAUUUCAGAUUGUAAAAUGCGUAUGGCUUGGCGCCAAGCAAACUCUUAGAUGUCAUCCAGUUGGAGGCCCAGAGCUCCCUCUUGAUGAACGUCCCUGUCAUCUCCCCUCUGUGGCCUCCAGGGUUUUUUAGGGAGAACCCCAGAGGCCCAGUUCACAUCCUGGUCUAAGUGGCCUGCCAUCCCCCGCUGAUACACACUGGGGUCUGUUUAGUUAUGGCUGAUACGCAGCAGUUCUGAGACAGUUUGAAAGCUGACACAGCUUCAAAAGGCUGAGCCCUGGGUUGGUCAUUUAAUAGCUGGGGGUCUUGGACAUAUCUGUGUGUUUACUCAUCUGUAAAACAGAGUAAUAAAAA
Messenger RNA from Physeter macrocephalus (sperm whale), 3117 nucleotides. RefSeq names its product pyroglutamyl-peptidase I like (gene PGPEP1L). Lineage: Eukaryota; Metazoa; Chordata; Mammalia; Artiodactyla; Physeteridae. Gene Ontology annotation, cellular component: cytosol. Gene Ontology annotation, molecular function: pyroglutamyl-peptidase activity. The record is from RefSeq and is a predicted model, not a curated record. Gene Ontology annotation, biological process: proteolysis.